ACAACUGUGAAUGCAGCAGGGCAAGCAGUCGCGUCGAGCGCAGUCCAUUGGCUUCCCGGUGCUGCCGCUAAAGUCCCAACCCUGACUGUAGCGCCUCGCCAGCGUUCCUCCGCAGCUGCUGGUGCCGCCGCCGCUCUCUUCCCUCCCCCCCCCCCCUUUCAAUGGUGUGGGCAGAGUGGGAUGGAAGACCGCACUGGGAGUCUUUUCACGGAAAUGGUCUUUGCUGCCGGUGCUGCCGUAGCACCAUACCGGUGACAACAACAUGCCGUUGAAAUGGAAAAGCGGUUCUCCCGUCAGCUGGAAAUUCCCAGUGCCAGUUCUUAAGACAUCCAGGUCCUCACCCCUGUCGCCUGCCUACAUCCACCAGCACUCCUUUAUGGUGUGGACAACCCACUCUCUCCUCGCUCCGGCUUACCACCUGACGGGAUCCCUCGUGGAGGACGACGACCCUCACAUGAAAGUCGCUCUAGGCUACGGUGAAAUGGGCAUCCCUGCUCACCUUCAGGCAUCAAAGACGGGAAACACUCGAUUUUUCACAAGCAAUACGCACAGCUCUGUUGUUCUUCAGGGAUUUGAUCAGCUGAGAAUAGAAGGCUUGCUGUGUGACGUGACGCUGGUUGCUGGGGACGGCGACGAAGCUUUCCCCGUUCAUCGCGCCAUGAUGGCCUCAUCCUCCGACUACUUCAAAGCUAUGUUCACAGGUGGAAUGAAGGAGCAGGAUUUGAUGUGCAUCAAGCUCCACGGGGUAAACCGGAUAGGCCUCAAGAAGAUCAUCGACUUUAUCUACACGGCAAAGUUGUCGCUCAACAUGGAGAAUCUGCAAGACACACUUGAAGCUGCCAGUUUCUUACAAAUCCUUCCCGUGUUGGACUUUUGCAAGGUUUUUCUCAUAUCUGGGGUUUCCCUCGACAACUGCGUCGAGGUGGGCCGAAUCGCCAACGCGUACAACCUGACCGAGGUGGACAAAUACGUCAACAACUUCAUCCUGAAGAACUUCCCGUCCCUACUGGGCACCGGCGAGUUUGUCAAGCUGCCGUUCGAGCGGCUGGCCUUCGUGCUGUCCAGCAACAGCUUGAAACACUGCACCGAGCUGGACUUGUUCAAGGCCGCCUGCCGCUGGCUGCGCUACGAGGACGGCCGAAUGGAAUACGCAGCCAAGCUCAUGAAGAACAUCCGCUUCCCCCUCAUGAACCCGCAGGAGCUCAUCAAUCACGUGCAGACGGUGGAUUUUAUGCGCACGGACAACACUUGCGUCAACCUCCUCCUGGAAGCUAGCAACUACCAAAUGAUGCCCUACAUGCAGCCGGUGAUGCAGUCUGAACGGACAGCCAUUCGCUCGGACAGCGCCCACCUGGUCACGCUGGGCGGCGUUCUGCGCCAGCAGCUCGUCGUGAGCAAGGAGCUGCGGCUCUUCGACGAGAAGGCGCACGAGUGGAAGGCGCUGGCCCCCAUGGACGCGCCGCGCUACCAGCACGGCAUCGCGGUCAUCGGCAACUUCCUGUACGUGGUGGGCGGCCAGAGCAACUACGACACCAAAGGAAAGACGGCGGUGGACACGGUGUUCCGGUACGACCCUCGCUACAACAAGUGGAUCCAGGUGGCGUGCCUUAACGAGAAGCGGACCUUCUUCCACCUCAGCGCGCUCAAGGGACAUCUCUAUGCCGUCGGUGGGAGGAACGCGGCGGGAGAGCUUGCUACUGUGGAGUGCUACAACCCAAGGACAAACGAAUGGACUUAUGUCGCCAAAAUGAAUGAGCCACACUACGGCCACGCUGGGACGGUCUACGGUGGUUACAUGUAUAUUUCAGGAGGCAUCACUCAUGACACUUUCCAGAAGGAGCUGAUGUGCUUCGACCCGGACGCGGACAAGUGGACGCAGAAGGCGCCCAUGACGACGGUGCGCGGCCUCCACUGCAUGUGCACGGUGGGCGACCGGCUCUACGUGAUCGGGGGCAACCACUUCCGCGGCACCAGCGACUACGACGACGUGCUCAGCUGCGAGUACUACUCGCCCGCCCUCGACCUGUGGACGCCCAUCGCCGCCAUGCUGCGAGGCCAGAGCGACGUGGGCGUGGCCGUCUUCGAGAACAAGAUCUACGUGGUGGGCGGCUACUCGUGGAACAACCGCUGCAUGGUGGAGAUAGUCCAGAAAUACGACCCGGAGAAGGACGAGUGGCAGAAGGUGUUCGACCUGCCCGAGUCGCUAGGCGGCAUCCGGGCCUGCACGCUCACCGUUUUCCCCCCCGAGGACAUCUCGGGCUCGCCCUCCAGAGAGUCGCCCCUCUCGGCGCCUUGAUAAACGAAGAGGGGGGGGGGGGGCUCUGCUCCGUUCAAACCCCCUUCAACCUUCCCCCAUGCAAGCGUUUCAAUAAACACUCCUUAAAGACA
Messenger RNA from Fundulus heteroclitus (mummichog), 2388 nucleotides. RefSeq names its product kelch-like family member 13 (gene klhl13). NCBI's taxonomy places the organism in Eukaryota, Metazoa, Chordata, Actinopteri, Cyprinodontiformes, Fundulidae. Gene Ontology annotation, molecular function: ubiquitin-protein transferase activity; cullin family protein binding. Gene Ontology annotation, cellular component: Cul3-RING ubiquitin ligase complex. The record is from RefSeq and is a predicted model, not a curated record. Gene Ontology annotation, biological process: protein ubiquitination; regulation of cytokinesis. The transcript is spliced from 8 exons. Bases 263 to 2296 code for a protein of 677 amino acids.